Molecule: messenger RNA, 6123 nt
Organism: Lathyrus sativus (Indian pea)
Lineage: Eukaryota; Viridiplantae; Streptophyta; Magnoliopsida; Fabales; Fabaceae
Source: the annotation of a GenBank genome assembly
AUGGCGGAUUCGGAAGCAAACGCAAAGAUUCGAAUACGUAAGCGAAAGCAGAAAAUCAACGACCAACCCGAAAAACCUUCCAAACUGCACAGGUGCAUAAAGUCUGUUCAGAAGCCUCAGGACACUGUGAGAUCUUCCACUCCAUGGAACAAUCUUCAAUUGAUACUGUGCAUUCAAGACAGACAACUUGAUCUUCACAGUAAGGUCAAUCAAGCAUUCAAUUUUGUGCGUUCAAUGGUGGGCGAUGGUGCUGACAUUGAUCAGCAUUGUGAAACUGUAAAACUACAAAGACUACUAGGUUACCUUAAUGAUUGGAUCCUGACAGUGUUGUUCCCUCCAAAUGGGAAGGAAAACUGGGGUGACGGAAAAACACCCCAGCUUGAUGGAAUUGAUGCAUAUAUGGAUCUUCGUUGUUGGGAAAUUUUCAAGUUCUGCCUGCAGGAGUCUUUGAAGCUUCGCGUCUCUUUGAAUAUGUCGCGGAACCUCCUUCAGACUGUCCAAUUUAUCGUCAAAAAUGCUCCAUCUCUACUAGAGGACUUUUCCACUUGUUCAGAAGAACAUUUUAAAUCUGAUGAAAAGUUUAAACUAUACGACACUGCUCUUGAUUGUAUUUCGCUGGUGUUCUCAUCCCAUGGUGGGUUGUUAAACGAAAAUUUGGACUUAUGGGUUGAAACAACUGGGGCAGUGCUUGAGCUUGUCUUAAAAGUGUAUGGCAAGAACCUUGAUGGAAGCUGUGUGGGUGCUUGUGUAUUCCGUUUUUUGUGGUUGGUGCUUCAGCCCUUCUCCAAGUUUUUAAGGGUCCAUCCAGCUAGGAAAGGAUUUCAAAAUUUUGUGGACAAACUUCUUGAACCAUUGCUGCAUUUGUCUGGUGAGUUGCAUCUUCGGGUCAAUAGAAGUGAUCCCAUUUGGACAGGGAGAUUGGUGAAGGUGGUGGAAGAAGUUAUUUCUCACGGACUUUUUCAUCCAGUUCAUAUUGAUGAAUUUUUAAGCUUACAUGGUUCAGAAAAGUAUGCUGCUUCAUGUGAUGAUAAACCAAAAGAUUCAAAAGCAACCAUUAAGAGUUAUCAUAGACAUUUGUUUGAUGUGCUGAACAAAAUCAUAUCCAGAAAGAAUGCUAUAGCAAUGGGUAGCUUAGGCUUGAUAUUUCGCUUGUUUGCCGAUUCCGCGAGAAAGUUCAGGGGAACUUCAGUUUUGCAUGAAGAGAGCAAUACAAUGGAGAAAAUAAAUGAUUCAAGGCCACCUGUGCCAGGAGAAUCUUGUAGCUCCAAUAAUAUUUCUGCAGAUACUCAAAAAUCCCUUUUUAAUUUUUUGGUACUGAUUAUGGAGCCUCUUUUGCUCGAGCUGAAUGCCUUUCUCCAAGCUAAAAUAGACGCUAAGCUCCUUUUUUCUGAUCUUUAUGGUAUACUAAAGUCUAUUAGUAAUUUGCUUGCUAGUUUUAUGAAAGAGAAAGUAUAUGUGAAAACAGAGGACACAUCUGGAGGAGCUUGUCUCAAUUUCUUGAAGAAAACAUUUAAUACAUUGAUAGCUAGUUCCACGAGUAUACUCUGCUUCUCCAACUACAAUACAACUGAUGUGACAGGGAUGGAAACAUUUUUUUUAUCCGCCAACGAGAUAUUAGUUGCAAUGGGCUACCUUUUGGAAAUUGAAUAUGAGGUUAUUGGAGAAGAUUUGGUGAACUUAUGGCUUAUUUUGUUAUCAUACUCCACCGUCAAUUGCAAUAUGGCAAGUGCUUUUGAUCGAAGCUCAUUAUCUUCAACUAUUCCUGCCUUGGGAUGCCAAAUAGUUAAUCUCUAUAGUCAACUUCGCCAGGUGCAAAUUGCCAUUCUAGCAUUGUGCAAAGCGCUAAGGCUUUUGACCUGUGACGGUGAUGCUGAAGAAAGUUCUUCUAAGUUAUUGACAUUUCUGUUUAAUAAUGUUCAUUCUGAAUCAGUUGAAAGACUGUUAUUAUCACAUAAGUUCAUCCACACCAUUUAUAAAGCCAUGGAAUCUAUUCCAGAAGGGCAAGUGAGUGGGUUUAUUAGACAGGUAACAGGUGAUAUAUCUGAAACUCUUAGGUGGAUGAAAAACUGCUCUCCAUCGGCUGAUGGAAACAAAUUGCGAAUGAUUAAUCUGCAUGCAGAACUCUUGGGUAGAGGGCUCUCUAGACUGUAUUCUUUAGUGCUUGAUUCAGCCACUAUAACUGAAGGCAAUAGCAAUCUUGUUGGAGUUGCUGUUAAAGAACUUAUGUCAGUAUUGCGUCCCUACUUGAGUAUUCUAGUUAUUCAACAACCAGAUACUAUUUGCAAGUUUUUUUCAUCUAUAUUAGGAGAAACUGCUGAUCGGGCUGUUGGAAAGGACAAAGUUUUGAAGAAAUUUGGCAGGUCCAGUCAAUGGGUCUUUGUCCUCUUUUUGCAAUUGUUUUUGUCCAGCCGAAGCUUGCUUCGGCAAGCAAUCAGCCUUGCGCCUCCUAGUAUAUCAAAAAAAAUGUCAGCCGAGAUGGGGGAUUACUCAGCAUAUUCUGCCUUUGAGUUGAUGGAGAGGACUGAUAAGACCGACAUCGGUUUUUUCUCGUGGAUUGCUCAACCUUCUGCUUCCCUCCUUGUUGUUAUGCAAUUAAUUUCAGACUUCUAUCUAAAGUAUGGCUUCAAUGAUUCCUCCCCUUUGGUUUAUAUCUUUCAGUCUAUGGCUCUUCAGAGGCUUGUUGACUUGAAUAGGCACAUUGUAUUGUUGAAGUAUUCGCAAAAUAAGCUUUAUAGAUCACGAAUCAAGGCCCUGAAGGAAGAGGCUGCUGGACUUACUAAUUUUAUUAUGGAAAACUUAUCGUGUGUGUAUCAAUCCCCGAUCUUUGUUUCUGAUGAUGUUAAGAGUGAAGAUUUAGUUUCUUUGGCACCUCAAAUCAACAAAUGGAAUCAGGGGAUUUAUGUUGCUAACAAAAAUUCAUUGCCAAUAGCCAUUUGGUCAAAUCUCUGCAAAAAUGUUGAUAUUUGGGGAAAUCAUGGUUCCAAGAAGCAGUUGAAAAAGUUCUUCUCACAUUUACUUCAAACUUCCCUUCAUUGUGUAUCAAGCAGUUUUCAAGAGCCAGACAUGCAAGAUAACUGUAAGCUACUCAAGAGAGUCACUUUGCCGCAUAUAUCAGCAGACCUUCUAAGUGAUUCAAUUUUGUAUGAGCUAAAGUUUGCCCACAGGAACCUAGCCACAAUCUUUUGCAGUGCUUUAGAGAAAUCUGUAUUACCACUGUUUAGUAAUAUCGCAUGUACUGCUGUCGAGCUUGUGUCAGUACCUAACUGGAUUGAGUUUUUAAGGGGCCUCGACAACUCAAAAGAGGUUCCAGUUGAUUGUUCUGCAGUUAAAAUGCCGGUCGAUCAUUCAUGUGAUAAGCUUCAUGCAGAUAUCAGCAGCAGAGAAAAUGCCUCCCCUCUUACCAUCAAGAGUUUCACAGAUUGCCACCAUUUGCUUAAUCUCUUGACUUUGAUGUCAGAUGUCAAUGCAGGAUCAUUUUCACAUAUUGUGUCUUGUAUUUUCAACCUUGAAAGGCUUCUUGUAAAUGCCUUGAUAUAUUUUCAGACCACAGUGUACCGGGACUAUUAUUGUGAGUAUUUGAGGUUAUUUGUCUCUUGCCGGAAGGCCUUAAGAUAUAUAUUAAUGGGUUUAAGUGAGAAGACAGACACCAUCCGUUCCUCACCAAACUCGGUUAUUUCUGAAAGUUCGUAUCCUGUUUUGUGGUUUUCAAAGUCAUUAACUGUGAUUGCUGGAUUUCAAGAGGUAUUCUCAGCAGAAAAUAUUCUAUUUAAAUCUCUGAUGUUUUCUUUAAUGGAUCACACUGCAUAUGCCUUGUUGGGCAUUGGAAAACAUCAAUAUAUCCAUGCUUUUUGUUUUGAUAACAAGGCUGAGAUACCUUGUGAAGAGAUAUCUGAUCACAAAAUUAAUCAUACAGAGAAUCACUCGCUUUCAUCUUCUCAGCAUGUAGAUUCUUCCAAGCUUGAGCCAUUGAAGUGUUUAACCUUAAUAGCUCGGAAUUUGAAAGAGCAGAUGCAAAAUUUAGUUGUAUCUCAAAAGUGUAUUCUUUUCCAUGUCAAUGUGGGACAUGGUCUUACUUGUGAAAACAUGAAUAGAUUGUCUUCGGCAGUUUCGUGCUUUAGUGGAGUUUUGUGGGCCCUAACAUCUGCCCUGGGUCAAACUGAUGUUAAAGAUAGUGGUUAUAAAGAAAAAGUGUUGAUGUGGAAACAUGAACAUGGCUCUGAACUAAAUAGUUGUAUAUUUUCUUUUGUAGAAGUUGUUAAUAUUUUCAUAGACAAAUUGCUCAGUGAGAAAAAUCAACUCUCCGAAAAUUUACACGAUACCCAGAGUUUUGAGAAGCAAGCCUUCAAUUUAUGCUCAGUUUCUAAGGCAAAUGGAUCGGCUGGAAUGCAAAAAGAAUCUAAAACGGAAGCUCCUUGCUCCACUUCAUCAGCAACUGAUAAUGUCUCUAAAAGUGGCAGUGAUGUUGAAAUAAUGUCAAAUCCCGAAAGUGUAAACUUUGUUGCCAGUGUUUUGGCUAGGGAUGAUUCCCCUGAGCCACUGGGUUUGAAUAAACCUUUGUUACAAAGCUUGGUAAAAGGUGAUAAUCCUGAAGUAGCUUUUUUACUUAGACAACUGUUAAUAGCUUCGUCAUCUCUUUUGAGGCUAAAUUUGCUGAUGGAUGAUUCGCCAUUGCCUUCAAGUUGUGUGCCUGCAUCUAUUGAAAUCUCACAAGUAUUGUUAUUAGAAUUUACAGAGAUGGUUGGACUCCCACAACAAUCUGCUUUUCUUUUGUUAGACGGUGCUCUCAGCUAUCUGAGAGAAUUAGCAAGUUAUUUUCCUUUUACAGAUCCUACCUCAUCGAGUAAAGUUUAUACAAAAUUAGUACAAAUUCACAUGAGGGCAAUAGGCAAGUCCAUAUUGUUCCAAGGAAAAAGGGCAAAACUCACCUUGCACGAAAGACAGUCAAGCACAAAGACACUCCAUAAAGGACCAUUUGAAGCUUGCUCUUCUAAUGAAAUGCACGACUUUUGCUUGAAUGAAUUGAAAACUAGGCUGCGGGUGUCAUUCAAAGCUUUUAUAGAGGGGCAAUCGGAGUUGCAUCUUUUGUCUACUAUACAGGCCAUUGAGAGAGCUCUAGUUGGAGUACAAGAAGGAUGCACUAUAAUCUAUGGCAUAAAAACAAAUAAAGAUUGGGGUGAAGUUUCAACAUUUGUGGCAGCUGGCAUUGAUUGCUUGGACAUGAUUCUCGAAUUUGUUUCAGGUCGGAAGGGCUUGAAGCUGAUCAAAAGACACUGUCAGAGCUUAGUAUCUGCUGUUUUCAACAUUAUUGUGCAUUUACAGAGCCCAGAUAUAUUUUAUGUUAACUUGAGAUGUAAAACAGUUGCCGGUACUCCUGAUCCUGGGUCAGCCAUUCUCAUGUGUGUUGAAGUGCUAACUACAAUAUCAAGGAAACAUGGUCUUUUCUCAAUGGAUGUGUGUCAUGUGGGUCACAUGUUACAUAUCCCUGCUGCACUCUUUCAGAAUUUCCAUCAGCAUAGAAUUUCUAAAGCUUCUCGUCCUUCAGAUUCAUUUAUGGUCUCGGAAGAGCAAAAUUCUCAUUCAGAAGAUGGAGUGAAUUUCUGUCAUGUAGAUCACCAGUUCACAAUUAAUCUAUUUGUUGCUUGUUGUCAACUAUUGUGCACCAUUAUAAGGCAUCGCCCAAGUGAGUGCAAACAGUGUGUUGCCCAUCUUGAAGCAUCUGUCACUGUUCUUCUUAAUUGCUUGGAGACAGUUUUAGAGAACAACAAAUCAAUGGUGAAUGAAGGUUGGUUUUCUUGGGAAGUAGAAGAGGCUGUGAAAUGUGCUUGUUUUCUUCGAAGAAUAUAUGAAGAGAUAAAACAGCAAAAAGAUAUAUUUGGUCGGCAAUGUUGUCUAUUUUUAUCCAACUACAUAUCAGUGUAUUCAGGAUAUGGUCCCAAGAGAAGUGGUAUCAGAAGAGAAAUAGAUGAAGCUUUACGACCUGGUGUCUAUGCUUUGGUAGAUGCUUGCUCCAUUGAUGAUCUUCAAUAUCUUCACACUGUUUUUGGAGAGGGACCUUGCAGAAGUACCUUGGCAACUCUUCAACAUGAUUACAAACUCAAUUUUAAAUAUGAAGGAAAAGUGUGA